This is a messenger RNA of Penicillium crustosum, 364 nucleotides long. RefSeq lists its product as uncharacterized. The transcript is spliced from 2 exons. NCBI's taxonomy places the organism in Eukaryota, Fungi, Ascomycota, Eurotiomycetes, Eurotiales, Aspergillaceae. The record is from RefSeq and is a predicted model, not a curated record. The coding region runs from base 82 to 282 and encodes 66 amino acids.
UCAACUCUUUGAGAAGAUUCGCCAACUCAACUCCCUUUGUCGAUCCACACUUGAUCUAAACAACCCCGGUCAAUAUCUACCAUGUAUUCCUGCGCAAAUUAUCCCCGUGGGUGCCGAGGCCGUGUCAACCGACAAGGAGCAAAGUGCUCUGACUGCGUUUCUCUAAACUUGCGCCGUCCGGCUUUCGCUUCGCCGUUCGCCCAAACGCGCGAUUACAAGCGUGCGCUGCCUUCAGAGCUCUUCGGCGACCUUUCCUCUAAAGCAUCUGAGCCUGAGCUGUAAUGAACGCAAAGAUCGCACACCCUGGGACGGUCCGGGGAAUAACCCAGCUCCUCGCUAGGUUGCAUCCUGCCGGCUGGGAUUC